Messenger RNA from Thunnus maccoyii (southern bluefin tuna), 5038 nucleotides. RefSeq names its product tectonin beta-propeller repeat containing 2 (gene tecpr2). The coding region runs from base 291 to 4310 and encodes 1339 amino acids. The record is from RefSeq and is a predicted model, not a curated record. Lineage: Eukaryota; Metazoa; Chordata; Actinopteri; Scombriformes; Scombridae. Gene Ontology annotation, molecular function: protein binding. The transcript is spliced from 27 exons.
UUUAUCUGUCUGCAGGUGAGAUCAGAAACUGACGGCCUACAGACAGCCUGUAGUUCAGUUUGAAGCGAUUCAAAUUAAAUAAUGUUGCAUUAUCAUUAUUUUAUAUUUUAGAGGCGCUGCUGUGUGUCCGCCGGUAGGUGGCGCGGUUUGUUGACAGCUGAUCAGUAUUAAUGUCAGACAGACAGACAGACAGACCGAUGUCUCCUCUCGGCUGUCUGACAUCCAGCUGUAAAACAAACAUCUGGAAUAACAUCUGAGUGGCUUCCUUCACGGUGAACUCUGACAGAAAUAUGGCGACCCCGCCGCUCCCGCCGUCCAUCCUGAGGGAGUUCUGCCCGCUCUACUACCUGCUGAACGCCAUCCCAGCCAAGGUGCAACGGGGUUUCCGCUCCGUCCUCGUCUACCUGACGGCGGUGGACAGCAGCAGUGACUUCGUGGCGGUGGGCAGCAGCAUCGGCAUGCUGUACCUGUACUGCCGCCGUCUGGCUCACAUGAACAAGUACAGCCUUGAGGGAAAGUGUGAUGCGAUCACAGCUGUGAAGCUGCUGAGCUGUUUUGAUGAUCUGGUAGCCGUGGGAACAGCGUCGGGCUGUGUGGCAGUCUUCCAGCUGGUGUCUCCACUUCCUGGUCGCAACAAACAGCUGAGGCGUUUUGAUGUGGUUGGGCUCCAUAAAGGGAUGGUCACGUCUCUGGCCUGGAGCACGAAUGGCAUGAAACUGUUUUCUGGAGAUGAUAAAGGACGAGUGGUGUUCUCCGCUCUGGACCUGGACCAGGGUGUGUGUAAACCUGUGCUGCUGUUGGAGGAGUCUUCAGGUGUGGUUCAGUUGGAGUACAGUCACCAGGUGCUGCUGGUCUCGACACAGCAGAGAUCUCUGCUUUACUGCACACAGACACAGGAGGUCCAGCAGCUGGGCACCAAGCCCAGGAAGAGCAGCGGCAGGUUUGGAGCGUGCUUCCUGCCGGCGCUCUGUAAGCAGAGCGACCUGCAGGUGUUUGCUGCUCGGCCGGGACUCCGACUCUGGAGGUCAGAUAUCAAAGGACAGGUAGAGGACACGCGUCUGCUGAAACCACUGUUCAACACGCAGAUUCCUCAGUUUGAGUUAUUUCCUCGUCCUGGACCAAUCGGAGCUUACCGCCCAGCAGACAGACAGCUCGGUCUGCUCAGCUGUUUCCUCAGAGAGGGUUGGAUCCUCAGCUGGAACGAGUACAGCAUCUAUGUCCUAGACUGCAUUAACGAGGUGAUCAUUGGUGCGUUGGAGAGCAGUGGAGACAUUGUGUCAGUCUCAUGUUGUGACAACGAGAUCUUCAUUCUUAAAGGAGACAGAGACAUCAUCCGCUUGUCCAACAGCCCUGAGGGACUGGCCUCCAACUUGUCAGAGUUCUCAGUGCGGCUGUCCUCACCUUUGACCACGCCCACCAUCCUCCCACCAACCGGAUCAGUGGAGACGGCUCAGCCAAUCAGAACCAUGGCCAUCAUUGUAGAGGGAGGGGGGAGAGAAGGAGGGGGAGGAGGGGAGAGACAUGGUGAAGAGGGAAACGAAGAAGAAGAAGAAGAGGAGGAGGUGGAGGAGGCGGAGGAGCAUGACGAGCAGCUAGAGGUGAUGGAGCAGCUCUGCCAGCCGCCCAGCAUCUUCACCUGCAGCUCUCGCAGCCGCAGCAGCUCUGUCACUUCCUGGGACAGUCUCCAUGGAAACGGCCUGGGCUCCAGGCGCUAUAGUGCCCCCCUGGGACAGGAGGAGAUGCAGCAGGAGCUGGUGGUGAAAGCCAUCAGAGUGAAGAAGAAGAAGAGACGGCAGCAAGACAGCGGUGGUGGGAAACGUCUCUCUGAGAGCAGCUGCUCAGACUCCAUGUUUGUAGUCCAGGACAGCAGCUGUAGUGAUGGAGGAAGUGGAACUCCACUGAGUGACAGAGCUUCCUUCAUUGGUCUGGACCUUCAGAACCAGGACUCUCCAGAACAGGACAAGGACCAGUCUUCCUCCAACCAGUCUGGCUCCUGCCUCCCUCCAGACUCCCUGCUCCUCCAGGGCCUGGAACACCAGCUGAACCCAGAGAAGGCAUCUGUUCCUGGGGCAGAGACGGAGGUUGUCCCCCCGACCCCGGAUGUGGAUCUGCUGCUAGAGUGCACUUUCUCCUACAUGCACACCACUGAAGAGGAUGGUGGACAGGAGCAGCAGCCAAUGGAGGAGCAGGAGGACGAGUUUCUGAGCCCUCUGAUUGGACCGGAGGAGCAGGAGCAGGAGGUGGAGGAGGAUGACUUGGCGCCCCCUGCUGGUCUGGCUGACCAGAUGUUUUACUCCACUGUGUCCAGUCUGGACAGAAAGCCCAGUAUGUCCAGUGAUGAAGAGGGAGACAUCUACUGCCACAGUCUGCCCCCUGCUGGCAGCGGAGCCGAUACCCGCAGCUGUCCAUCCAAUCAGACAGAGAAGACCACAGACAGACAGACGGACCAGGAAGCUCAAGACAGAGACAGACACAAACCUGACCAGUUGGCAGAAAGCUGGAUGGGAUAUUCUGGACCAGGAUGUGGAAUACUGAGCCUGCAGGUGACGGAAAGGUAUGUGUGGUGCCUGGACUUUAAAGGAGGACUGUUCUGUAGCGUUCUUCCUGAAACUGGCCUCAACUGGCAGCGUUUUGAGGAUAAUGUCCACCAGAUGGCCCUCUCACCUUCAGGUAACCUGCUGUGGAAGGUGGAGCAGAAGAGCAUGACGGCGUUUGCAUGUGCUAAGGUGUCGGUGAAAGGAAAGCGUCACUGGUACAAAGCUGUGGAACAAACCGCUUUCGUAGCUCUGAGUGACGACUCGGCCUGGAUCAUCAGGACCAAUGGAGACCUGUACCUGCAGACAGGUCUGAGUGUUGAGCGUCCGUGUGCACGCUCAGUGAAGGUGGACACACCCUGCGUGUUCAGCCAGGUGUGUGUGAGAGGAGGCGUGGUCUGGGCUCUGAGCGAACACAAAGCUUUAUUCUACAGAGAAGGACUGAACAGCUACUGCAGUGAGGGAGACGGCUGGAAAUACGACACUGUCAGCGAGGCUCAGGGUUUGGAUCUGAUGUGCGUCGCCCUGGGAGACGGUGGGACGGCCUGGGCGCUGGAUGCCAGUGGCAGCCUCUGGUUCAGAACCGGAAUCUGUUCAUCCAGACCGCAUGGAGAUGACGAUCACUGGUGGCAGAUCAGUAUUUCAGACUACGUGGUGUUUGAUCAGGGCAGUCUGUUCCAGACGCUGCUGCAGGCCACGCAGAGCGUUGCCACGGUAACCAGGGCUCCGGUGGAGCGCGUGGUGGCAUUCCUGUCGCAGUACUCGCAGUGUCAGCCGAGCCUGGUCAGCGCCAACAGCAGCGGUGUCUGGGUGGCAUCAGGACGCAACCAGCUGCACCUGGCCCGGGGCAGCCUCGUGGGAACUUUCUGGCAGAACGUUGUUCCAAGAGGAACCGUCUCAGCCACCAGGUGGACCUUCAUCACAUCUUCAGCUGUGCCUCACAGAGAAGGUACGUUUCUGUGGCUGGCUCAGAGCAGGAAGGAUCUGUUCUGUGUUUGGGAUCAGGAUGGAGAGCUCCGCCCCUCCUCCGUCCCCCUACCACCUGAAGUGGAGCUGACUCACCUGUCCGCCUGUCGUGACGCUUUGUGGGGUUUGGACUCACAUGGCCGAGUCAGUAUUCGCACUCUGUCUGCGUCCUGUCCCACCGGCCUCCACUGGACGCAACUCGACCUCAGUCAGCUAGGAGGUGUGCGUCUGGUCAGUGUGAGCUGCGGCAGUCAGAACGUUUGGGCGGUCGACAGUCGAGGAGUCGUUUACUUCAGAGUUGGAACUCAACCUCUGAACCCGAGCAUGAUGCUGCCGGCCUGGAUCCAUAUAGACCCACCUGUACAGCCAGUAGGAGUGCAGCUGGUCAGUAUUCAGACAAGUCCUAACGACCGGCUGCUCUGGGCAUUGGACAAUAGAGGCAGUGUGUUCGUCAGGACGGGACUCAGCGACGAGAUGCCUGUCGGGACGGACUGGGAGCUGGUGCCAGGCCUGGCGGUGAGUCAGCUGGUCCUCAGCUGUCGGACAGUUUGGGUUCGGUGUGUAAACGGAGAUCUGGCUCGACGUUACGGUGUCUCUGACAGAAACCCAGCAGGAGAUUACUGGAAGAAGAUCCCCGGAAACGCCAACUGGUUAACUGUCACUCCAGAGGAUGAGUUGUGGGCGGUGACUCUGAUUGGUGGAUUGUCCCGUCGGCUGACGAAGCUCCUUCCACAGACUCCCUGUAGGCCCGCCCCCUCCGGCCCCCUUCUCAGCGGGGAUGAUGCCGAUGACGAAUGGGAGCUCAUCUAACCCAUGACAUCACCGCAAUGUCACCGCUGUUCAGUGUUUGUCUGGAUUUACCUGGCUGUACACUGUGAUGUCACAGUGACACCGCUGGACCGACACUGAUUAGGCAGUGACAUCACUUUCAAGAUGGCCAACACACAGGGAGCCCAGAUGUCUGCUGGGAAAUUAAGUGAACUGAGACUUUGUACUGAGCACUUUAUUCUGAAGGGAUGAUGGACUACAGAUACCUUCACUGAAAAUGGUUCUAACCAGUUCUAAUUGGUUCUGACCGGUUUUAACUGGAUCUAACUGGUUUCAUUUAUUGAUUAUUUAUCGGAAGCCGGAGGUGCUUCAAGCUAACUGGGAGAUUAAAGGGACCAGUCUAGCUCAGUGGUCCACAUCAGUCCACGUUUCAGUGUGUCAGGGGGAGCAACAGGUGGAAGCAACAUGUCGCUGGUUCUCCUCCUGUGGGCCUCAGUUAGUUGCACACCUGUCUGUCUGUCUCACAGUUACCAUGGCAACCAGCUGGAGCCCUGCCCACUGGAACUGAUCCAUCAAAAACUGUAAAAAUAUCAAUGUAAUGAUCAAAGAUUGGACUGGACUGUAGUGGACUCUGAUGGACUCUGACAGCAUUACCACGGAAACCUGAGCAGGAUGUUAUGCUGCUGUAAGCUGAUUGGUUCUGCUGCUGACCAAUAAGAACUCACCUGUUGUUUCAUUAAUUAACUUAAUAAACAUCUUUAAACACUGAA